Emiliania huxleyi CCMP1516 is the source of this 744-nucleotide messenger RNA. RefSeq lists its product as hypothetical. NCBI's taxonomy places the organism in Eukaryota, Haptophyta, Isochrysidales, Noelaerhabdaceae. Gene Ontology annotation, molecular function: hydrolase activity. The record is from RefSeq and is a predicted model, not a curated record. The coding region runs from base 1 to 744 and encodes 247 amino acids. The transcript has 8 exons.
AUGGCGCGCAAAGCUCUGCUCUUUGACCCUGACUGGAGAACGACGCCCUGCCGAGAGGCGCAUGGGGAGGCGCUCGCCGCCGGUUCCUUCGCGCGGCGUGGCCUGCUCCGCCUCCUCCCCGGCACCAAGCGGCGCGCCGAGGCCCUCAACGGCGCCCUCUCCGCUGGGCUGCACAAGCGGGAGCUGCGGCCGCGGAAGUCCGAGGGCGACGGCGCCUGUGGCUGCGGCGACCCCUCCCGGUCCAUGCGCCCGCGCCGCGUGUCGUCGGAGGACCCGGGGGCGCUAGUCAUCGAGCCGACGGGCCCGCACACGCACACCGUCGUCCUGCUGCACGGCAUGUACACGGCGCCCGAGGACUCUGACACCAUGAUGGAGCUGCCGCAGAGCGUCGCUCGAGUCGGCCUGCCGGGCUGCAAAUAUGCGAACGUCGCCUCCUGGUACAACUAUUACACCCGCCGCGACGGCGAGCACCAGCACGACGCGCACCUGGCGUCGCAGACCCGCCGCAUCCACUCCAUCCUCGACCGCGAGAUCGAGUUGCUCGGCGGCGACGCGCAGCGCGUCAUGCUCGGCGGAUGCAGCCAGGGCGGCACGGGGUUCCACGUCGAGUGGCACGUCGAGCGCGACCUGACGGUGGUGGCCUCGUGGGUGGCGCGCGCGGCGCGGCAGCGCGAGAUGCGCGAGCGGGAGCGCUCCGCCUCCCCGGAGCUCAUCCUCGAGCAAGAGUACCUCGACUACUGGUGA